This is a messenger RNA of Laccaria bicolor S238N-H82, 930 nucleotides long. RefSeq lists its product as uncharacterized. The transcript is spliced from 13 exons. Bases 1 to 930 code for a protein of 309 amino acids. NCBI's taxonomy places the organism in Eukaryota, Fungi, Basidiomycota, Agaricomycetes, Agaricales, Hydnangiaceae. The record is from RefSeq and is a predicted model, not a curated record.
AUGGCCUCAUCGGAGAUUGGUCGUACUUCCCAUGCGAAGAAACCUGCGAGAAAUGAUGGUCUUGCAUGGUUCCGCCACUGCCGCUGUUGGACUCAGAUGUACCGCCAUACCCGUGCCACGAUAGGGGGCGGGUUGGUAAGCAGCUUCGGCAAUUUCGCGGUCGAGUUCUUGUGUGCCACAACGUCGGAUGGCAUUGGUGAAGAGGGCGAUGAGUGUGACGAUGCCAACGGCGGAGAACGUGCUUGCGGCGGCGGCUGUGUUGUGAACAGGUCAGGACCAAAGCAGGCAUUAGUUGACGCAGCGCUCAAGCUCGUCGGAGUACCACUAGCAGCCAACGCCGUAAGGAACGAGGUCUGCGAGCGAGAAAGGAGGGCAUGUGAAGAGGUGAUGGAAGAAGCGUUGUCAAUGUUCAAGCGUUUGGGCAGCUCCGUUAAAACUCCGACGGCACAUGAUCAUGUUGGAUUCUAUUCCCUCCCACUGCUCUUUCUUCCCACCACAUCGUCUGCGUGCUUUUGUCACCCCUCAUUCUCAUUCGUCGUACUCCCACUCAAAUUCUCAUUGUGUUACCGGCUUUUCUCUGCCAACUCAUGCUUGCGACCUGGCCUACAAAUUCCAACAGUCUGUGUGAUGUUCCUGCCCUACGCAACCUGUAUGCCAACUCCAACAGAUAAUCUCUACUCAGCCAUUGGUAACUUCAAGGUGGCUGAUGCCUUCAGAAUACAAGCCCUCAAGGCUCUCACCGCAAUUAUUGACCAAACCUCCGCCCUCUGGGAAGUCAUGGGUGCUGGUCUUAUGGGCGGAACUAUUCCUUGGGGGCAAUUAUGGGUACUUUAUGCUUUUUCCGUCGUUGCGCGCAUUGAUUGGAGACCAAAGACCAAUCCGAAGACUCACUCUGGCCCGAAUAAGGACAGCUACCCAAUGAAUGCCUAA